Molecule: messenger RNA, 2429 nt
Organism: Rhineura floridana
Lineage: Eukaryota; Metazoa; Chordata; Lepidosauria; Squamata; Rhineuridae
Product: ell-associated factor Eaf-like
Exons: 4
Coding region: 903-1553 (216 amino acids)
Source: RefSeq, a predicted model, not a curated record
CUCACGCCGCUAACGCGGAAGUAAAGAAGGGGAAAGAUUGCAGAAGAGAGACGUACACAGAGACCUCUGGAGCAGCGCUUCCUAACCUUUAUGAGAACUGGACCCCCUCUGAUUACUUCACGGCCCCCAGGUUGGGAAUCACUGCUCUAGAGGAAAGUGGUGCUCUGACCAUUUUGCCCUGUCGUCCCUCAGCCAGGGUGGUGUCUGAAUUAAGUUGUGGAGGGAAAAAGAUUGUGGGCUCAGCUCUAAGAAUAACAAUCCUGCCUAAACAAAUGCUCAGAGACAACCUGCUCCUGAGUUCAAAGUAUACUGAGAAGGCAGGAGACUGCCCUUCUUCAGUGGCAAUGUGAAGGCACUCUGCAUAUGCUCAGCGGUACUUCUCUUCAAGGACUCCUAGGCUGAGGCCUGAAGAACACUUUGCACAACUGAUGUUACUGGAAAGGAAGACGGGGAGAGCUUGCCAGUAACAAGAAGAGGCAUUUGUAAAACUAAACAAAACCUUGCUUUUGUGAAGAAUUGCUUGACGCUGGGCGUUCCUGGCUCUCCACGGUGACUCUCUCCGUCCGGCACAGUUGCUGUCUUUACUCUCCACCACCUCAUCAGCACCACCAAUAGCUCUGUCUCUUAAUCGAAGCCAAAACAGCCAAAGCUCCUCGUCCUCUGCCCCCUUCACAGGUCCUGUUCCUCCCUCUUGGCUCUUGUUCCACCGUUGCGGCCAGUAGGGGGCGCCCCGCACAGCACUGCCACCGACGAGAACGCCGGAGACAACCAGGCAGCGUGGACACCCCCAAACCACGACCCGGCCCCCCCGCGCCACACCCGACGCCAGCCACUCCCUCGCCAGCAGGAAGCACCCCAAGGCCCAAGGGGUAGUCCAACAACGGCGGGGGGCACGAGUCACAAUGGCGGUGAUAGAAGGCACAAGCCGCGAGGGAGCACAGGUCACGGCAGCAGCAGAAAACACAGGCAGCAGCAGGAACACCAACCGCAACAGCGGCAACAGGAAGGAACAAGCUGCGAGGGAGCACGAGCCACAGCAGCAGCGGGAGCCCAGGCAGCGGCAGGGAGCGCAAACUGCAACAGGAGCGGCAGGGAGGCACAGGCCACGGCUGAAAAUGCGGCCGCAGCGGUGGCAUACAACGACAACCACACAGGCCGCAGCGAGAACGCAGGCCACGGCCAGAGCAGCAGCGGCAGCGGCCAAGGGAACACAAACCGCGGCGGGAACCACAGGGCACAGCGGCCGCAGCUGCAGGAAAGGUCCAGGCCAUGGCAGAGAGCGCAGGCCGCAACGGCGGCAGUUGCCACAACAGGAAGCGGCCAGGAGCAACAGCAGCAGAGAGGGGCAUCCGUCCCAAAUAUCUUUCCACCGGACCCCACAGCGUCGACUCGGCCCGGCUCCAGAUGAUGAAGUAAAGGAGGCUGUUGUGCUGGCGAAUAAGAGGAAGACAAUAGAAGAUCAGCAUCCUGUUGAAACAGAAGAUUUUGAAGAUGAGGAAUUAAUGACCACCACCACGAGCAAGAAAACACCCACAGGUGGUGCUCCACGAUGAAGAAAACUCAGAAAAAUUCAAAGUCACUAUUUUUUAAAGAAAUAAAAGAGCACAGGGGCAGCCAAGAAGCACAAAGGCCACAGUGAGAUGCAGGACACGAGUGCAAUGGUGCAAGCAGGCACAACUCAGGCAUGCACUGUGGAACCACCACCACCUUCACAAUCUAAUUUCUGUUCAGGAACUUCUCCAUCAUGCAUCUGCAAGAACUGCCCACAGAGUAACUAUUAUUAUGGACCAUUGAAAUGCCAAAAAAGCAAAGCUGAAAUAAGCGAUUCUGUGCUGCUGCUUUGUGUGUGUGAGAAAGAGAGAGAUCAGGUUCAUGUUCCCAUUUCAGUAGUACUAUUAUAAUUUGGCACUCUAAGACUGAGUUGUGUUUUGCUCUUGUGAAAAAAGGGGGGAAAUAUUAAGCAAAUGAUGUCAAUACAGGAUGCAAUGCAAUGCAUGUUAAAUACUUCUUCACUUCUUUUACAGGGGCGGCUGCUGCUGCUCCUGCAGCAGCACAAGAAAACAUGGUUAUCAAGGACAUGCUUUCUGAAAUUAGAGCAGAGUUGAGUAGUCUGAGUUCUGAAAUGUGUGAAAUGAAGCAGUAUUUUGUGCCACAAACUCCACCUCCUGUUGGUCAUCCACAUCCACCACCACCAAUUUGUGUUGUACAUUUAUGGGCAUGUCCUUGUUCAGUGAGUGUAUUUUGCUGAUUCAAAGUUUUUACUGGUGCAGUUUCUAAUAGCUAUGAUAUCUUUGUAAAGCAGUGUAACUUGUGAAACAUUUAUGUCACUCGCAGACUGAUUCCAUAACAAAAACUACUUUGCACUUUCACAGCCAAAGUAUGAGUUUCAUGUGUCUAGUAGUAUUACAUGGGGAAAGCUCCUAUUCUUU